CCCUGCUAUUAUUGCCUAGAUCUUCCAAGCCAGCCUUGACGACGAACGGCCUAAGAGAUUGCUUCUGCCGAUUGACGACGAGAGCCUUCAAGGCAUCGUUCAACUGCGCAUUGAGUUCCAAACCGUUACGGGGGCUCAAUCAGCAAGACUGGAAUUGCACAUCUUCGGGUGUUCAGAAGAAUAUACAACAACCCAUAUGACAACAAACGUGGUAACUUUCACGACGUCAACAACUGUUAUUGAGGAGAUCACAACUUUGAGAGCAACAUCGGAAAUUUCAACUACACAAUCUAAACGAGGGCCCCCUGGUGGUUCUGAGGUUGAAACAACUACGAAGCCUAUUCGUUCUCGUCCUCCAGGAGGUUCUCAAAUUGAAACAACCACACAACCAAUGCGCUCUCGAUAUUCAAAAACAGAACCAGUGACCAAAACCACCAUUUCCAAAUCAACCCUGACGACAACGUCUCCUCGCUCAUCAACUCGAGGUAAAAUGAACUAA
Acanthaster planci (crown-of-thorns starfish) is the source of this 499-nucleotide messenger RNA. RefSeq lists its product as uncharacterized. The record is from RefSeq and is a predicted model, not a curated record. NCBI's taxonomy places the organism in Eukaryota, Metazoa, Echinodermata, Asteroidea, Valvatida, Acanthasteridae.